AUGGAUAUAAAUCAAGAGGAUAUGUCUGAUCCAAUAUCUGGAUCAGAUCAAAAUUUAAAUGAAGUUUUAAAAAAUGAAACCAUUACCUUGCCGAUGAAUUGUACAGGUUCAGGACACACAAUUUGUUGUGUCUGUCGAUUGGAUAUUAAAGAACAUGCUAAAACUAUUUCAUCUGAAGAUCGUGACUUAGUUCUGUUAAAGAAAAAUGUUUUUAUACCAGAGGGAGCAAGAUGUUGUUCUGUUCAUAUGAUAAAUCAUCAGUUAACAACAGCAUCUAUUGAUAGAGUUGCACCAUUAUCAAUACAAUAUAAAAAAUUCAAUUCGAGUGAUAUUCAAGUAUUAAUAACUAAAUGGCAAAUGCUAUUUGAAAAAAAAAAGCGUUUAGAUUUUGAUAAUCUUCAUUCUUUAUCUGAUGAUGAGUAUAAAACAUUUACAAGUCUUUCAAAAACUCAAUUUGAUGAUCUAAUUUUUCAAAUAUCCAUGUCUAAAAUUCGUAAUUCUAGUAAUAGAUCAAUCCGUACUGCAAUUGCUAUUUUGUUAUGCAAGCUUCGCCUCGGUCUUUCAAACAAAAUGUUAGCUAUUUUAUUUCAACUACCAGAGAAAAAAGCAAUAUCUCGAGCUCUCGAAAGCGCUCGAGAUGCGUUAAUGACCGAGUUCGUUCCAUAUAAUUUAGGAUUUAAUCAUAUAAGUCGUCGUGAAAUUAUCGAUCAACAUACUUCAGCAAUUGCUAGCCAGUUGAUGUGUGGUGAUGAAGCUGAUAAAGUAAUUGUUGUUGCUGAUAGUACAUACAUAUUUAUUCAAAAAUCUAGAAAUAAUAAUUUUCAAAGAAAAACAUAUAGUCUCCAUAAAAAACGUUCAUUAUUAAAACCAAUGAUAGUAGUUUCAACUACUGGCUACAUCAUCGACUGUAUUGGUCCUUUCUUCUCUGAUUUUUCCAACAACGAUGCGUCAAUUAUGAAAAAUAUUUUGUUUCGAAAUACAAAUAAAAUUAUAGAUUGGUUAAAUCAGGACGACGUUGUUGUUGUUGAUAGAGGAUUCAGAGAUUCAGUUGAUAUUAUGGAAGGGCUCGGUUUAAAAGUAGCUUUACCACCAUUUCUUAACGGUCGUCGCCAAUUUACAACAACUGAGGCGAAUCAAUCAAGAUAUGUCACUAAAAUCAGAUGGGUAGUUGAAGCAGCAAAUGCUCGAAUUAAACAAUUUAAAUUCUUUUCUAAUACAGUACAAAAUUCUUCAUUACCUCAUCUCGAAGAGUAUCUUUCAAUUUUUCUUGAAAAAAAUAAUUUGAAAAAGCUAACAUCAAAAUGGGAAAUAAUUAAUCAUACCAACAUACUCGAUGAGUUUCCGAUCUUGUCUGAAAAUGACAUAGUAAAUAACAUUACUCUAGGUGUAUUCCAACUUAAACGUGCUCGAUCAUAUGCCGAAGAAAAAACUUCAACAACAGAUCUUACUGGACCUGUUGAUUAUACUAUGUACAGAUGUAAGGAAUUUCCAGAUAUAAUACGCAUUCCAACCCGGUCGGCUCAUGUCAAUCGGUUAACACAUAAUCCAAUCAUUCAAUUCACGUCAAAUGAUAUUCUAGAGUGGUGGUGUGAUUGCCCUACUGGAAAUGGCAUGUUAGGUUGUUGCAGCCAUAUCGCCUCCGCAAUUUGGUUUUUGUCCUUUGAACGUUGGCAAUCACACAAUCGUCAAAUGCCGUCAGGCGAUUUCAUUAACUUAGCUACUGAUGCCAGUCUGUUGUCUGAUUUUUAUGAUUCAACAGAUGAUGAAGAUGGUACCAAUUAA
Rotaria sp. Silwood2 is the source of this 1782-nucleotide messenger RNA. Lineage: Eukaryota; Metazoa; Rotifera; Eurotatoria; Philodinida; Philodinidae. The record is from the annotation of a GenBank genome assembly.